This is a messenger RNA of Aedes albopictus (Asian tiger mosquito), 822 nucleotides long. RefSeq lists its product as uncharacterized. Bases 163 to 690 code for a protein of 175 amino acids. The transcript is spliced from 2 exons. NCBI's taxonomy places the organism in Eukaryota, Metazoa, Arthropoda, Insecta, Diptera, Culicidae. The record is from RefSeq and is a predicted model, not a curated record.
UUGACGUUGAUGACAGUUCUCAAACGAGUUCUCAAAGUGAAAAAUUUUCAAAUCCCUCGCACUCCCUCGCGAUUUUUUCUUUGCGCGUGACACAGCGUUCUUUUUCAGUGAAAAUCAAAAUUAUUUCGGAAAAUUACCAAGCUCCCCAAAAAAGCCGCAAAAAUGACCGAAAUAUUAAGCCACUCCAUCAAGAUUACGAAGUCCUCAGAUGAGCGUUCUUGCCCCUCAGAGGACCACAAGCGACGCAUCCGGAAGAUGAUUGAGGUGACCCACUCGACGCGCUAUAUGAAGUACGUCGAAGGCGACGAUGAACCAAAUGAAAUGGCUUUGGUCCCCAGGCGCCCGAUCCGUAAUAAUUUUGCCUCCACCAUGGCCGUGAUCGAUAACAGCAUGGGAAAUUUUCAAGACACCAUCGGAUACGACAGGGCACGGUUCGGGUCCAAUUGCCGGAAGAUGGCCCAACAGUAUUAUGCGGGGCGCAUUCAUAAGAUGAACAAAAAGGUGAAGAAAUGUGCCAAGAAGGCGGCAAAGUACAGAAAGGUGGAUGGCAAGGUGAAGCACGAAAAGCGAAACAUGGUUAAGAAGCUCCAGGACGUGCUGGAGACCAGCCAGAAGAAGCGCGAAAAACGGGAGAAGCUGCUUGCGAGUCUCAUGAAAAAGAUGGCUGGAAGUGCAUCAGUAGUGAUGUAGACCGUUUUUGAAGUUAUUGAAAGAUUCAAUUCAACCCGUUAAUCAAAAGAUUAACAAAUAAUAACAUGCGAGUAAGGAACUAUUAAAUAGUCAAUUAAUAAAUAAAAUUUGUUUUGGAAAUUUAUUUGAGAA